GAAGGGCUGAACCUAUGCACGAUCCCCUCGUCGUGCCUAUUGCGGAGCGUGCGACGCUGUAACUAUGGGUAAUACCGUGCCAUAAAUCCAGUCCUUUCCUCUGUGCACAGCGCUGCUGAAUAACCGCCCUCCCCCUGCUGAUCGUCGUUCUUAUCUCCUCGACAGCUUGCUCGAUCAACGUCUUCCACCAUGCCGCGGCCCAAGAAAGAGGGCGCCCCGGAACCAAAACGGCGGAGUCGCACUGGCUGCUGGCCGUGCAAAGCCCGCAAAGUCAAGUGCGGGGAGGAGAAGCCCGGCUGUCUCAAUUGCGAGCGUACGGGCGAGGAAUGCGAUUACAGCAUCCGCCUCAAUUGGGGCGGCCGCACGAGGAACAAGGCCGAUAGUUUUCAGGUCGACUCGCGGAGCGGCACAAGCAGCCCGUCCACCAUUGUCUUUCCUACACCAGAGGAGCUGACCGGCCACCGAACGCCGUCGCCUCAAUCCCACAAGCGUUCCAGUCGACACAUUCGAUCGCGCUCGAGUAAUUCCCACCACCUGGGUCGCGAUCGCUCACCCGUCGUCGAUCCCGACCUUCGACCGUCCUUUCAUUCGCACUCGAGGUCGCAAAACGGAAUAGCCGACGACCUCACCCGCCUCCCAGAUAUACACAGUACACUCCCGGUGGGUCUGGCACAGUCCAUGAGCAGCAAUGUUCCACGAUCAAACGUGACAUCUGCUCCUGCCGACUUUCGGGGCUUCACCUUUCGUCCUCCUCCUCCAGCAGAGUACCCCUCACCUUCAGCUUCGGCACUUCCCAGUCCAAAUUUCUCAGGGGACCUGCCAACGAAUGACUCCCCUGCUGCCAUGCUUCCCCCUUUUCGCACUAUGCCGGGACUCUCUUCACCAGCUCGGGGCCAAAGCGCUUCCUUCGCUGAAGAGACGUUGUCCGUGCCCGAUCACAGACCGAAGCGGAUCCGAAUUGGAGUGAAUGGUGAAGCGUCGCCAAUGACGGGAAGCCCUCUAUUACUAGAGCAGAGCUUUGACGUUCCAGACACACGUCGAUCGCCGAACGCGGCGAUGUUGAAUGCGUAUAGCCCUUUCAACGGUGCGCCCCUUACACCCGGAUCUUCAGUUGCUUCGGACGAGCAGCUAAGAGGCUCUGCGAAGGUAGCUGCGCAUCAGCUGCCUCCUUCCACGGCGAAUCAGUCAAAUCAGGAUCCACCAGACUUGCGUCGAUUGUCUGUGCAGUCCUUACUCGCCGAAGAUCGAGAUAUUAAGCCAUGGAAAGCAUCUCAACAGAGCAAAUAUCCUUUGCAGAGUGUAGCAGAGGAGACCACAACUUAUGGCUAUGAUCUUGGUCUUCCGGAUCUAGACACGCCGAGAAAUGACGAUCUCGGUGCCAUCCUGCCAUACAGUCCACCUGCUAGGCGCGAGAGCGUCUUGUCUUAUUUGAACGCCAACGGAGAAGAUGAAUGGGAUAGCAGUCCUUUCAACCCUUUUAGUUCUCAAUCGAAGGUCAUUGCGUUUGAACCUGGUGGAUACUACGCCAACCCUGUUGCAAUUAAAAUACCCUUCUCUCUCGAACCGCUCCCGCCAAAACUUGUGGAGAAUAAGAUGAACCUUUUGUACUUCCAUCAUUUCCUCAAUCAUACCGCCCGUAUUCUCGUUCCUCAUGACUGCUCGGACAAUCCGUUCCGUUCUGUGCUUCCAGAGAUGGCUCUCCAAGACGAGGAUCUUUUGAACCUACUUCUCGCAUAUUCUGCCAGCCAUCGAGCGCGCUUGCUCCAUCACCCCGAACCCGCAAAUCGAAUCGCCGUCUAUGCAAAGGAUGUAUUUCCGAAACUGCGGCAUGCGGUGACCACCAAUGAGCCCACCAGUAUCAGUACCCUUGCAACAGCCAUCAUGCUGGCUUCUUUAGAAAUCCUUUCUCCAGGCGCUUUUGGUUUUGGAAUUCCUUGGCGCACACACCUGAGCAUCGCUCGCCAGAUGAUUGUUGCCCGAGGCGGUCCUGACGCCAUUAGCCGGGCAGACAAGGUAUCGUACUUCCUCAUUCGCUGGUUUGCAUUUCUCGACAUCAUAGGAAGCCUGAGCGGGCGUCAGAGAGACCUCCCGCUGAGCACCUACUAUUGGAUGAAUGAUUUCUGCGACUCUCAGAUUGACUGUCUGCUUGGCUUCCACAGCAAUUGCGUCGGAUACCUUGCUCGAGUCUCUUACCUGGUCAACACCGUCGAACGUGAGCGGAUAGAUGAGAUGGGCAAUGUCCAAGAAUCUUGGCAACCAUCCCCGGCUAUUGUACAGCAAGCUGAAGAACUCAAGCGUGAAAUACAUCAGGCAAGAGAGCAAGUAUGGAAACCUUGUCCGUAUGGAACGAAUGAAAAUGAGCAUGAGGCUGGUUGGGAUGCACUUGAGAUCGCCGCAACAAACGACAUGUUCCAUUGGGCAGCUUUGAUCCACAUUGAUCGCCGGGUUUUAAAUCUACCUCUCGAGAAUGCGGAGGUUCAGUACGCUGUGAAAGAGAUUGUUGGGGCUUUGUAUAAAAUCCGUGGCGGUAGCAGCGCAGAAGCCAACAUCUUGUUCCCUCUCUUCACGGCGGGCGUGCACGCGGUUGACCCUUAUCAACGCGAACGGGUUAUGAGUCGCCUUGCUGUCGUUGAAACGUUUGGCAUGACACAUAUGACAAAAGCAAAGACCCUUAUGCAAGAGGUCUGGAACACCGGAAAACCUUGGGAGAGCCUUGUUUCGGACGAGUUUGUUGGCUGAAGAUGUGGAAGUUAGGAGUUGAGUUUUCUCUUCCAGACUUCGCAUUGUAAUGAUUAAGUGCUUUCAGGAGUGUUGUGGCGCACGGAGAACUGAGAUGGUAGCAUAGCACAAUGGCUACCCAUCAUCUAGGAAGAGUUCACACACUCCUAGAAUCACUGCAGAUUCCGGCAGAUAUCUGUUUUUAUGGUUUCAGAUACCCCACCCUCGCUAGAGUGCGCUCAUGACAAUUCAAUCUUGAUUAAUCA
This is a messenger RNA of Verruconis gallopava, 2984 nucleotides long. RefSeq lists its product as uncharacterized. The coding region runs from base 190 to 2739 and encodes 849 amino acids. The transcript has 5 exons. The record is from RefSeq and is a predicted model, not a curated record. NCBI's taxonomy places the organism in Eukaryota, Fungi, Ascomycota, Dothideomycetes, Venturiales, Sympoventuriaceae. Gene Ontology annotation, molecular function: transcription cis-regulatory region binding; DNA-binding transcription factor activity, RNA polymerase II-specific; zinc ion binding. Gene Ontology annotation, biological process: positive regulation of transcription by RNA polymerase II. Gene Ontology annotation, cellular component: nucleus.